This is a messenger RNA of Brassica oleracea var. oleracea, 897 nucleotides long. Its product is annotated as nitrogen regulatory protein P-II homolog. Gene Ontology annotation, cellular component: chloroplast thylakoid; cytosol. Gene Ontology annotation, biological process: regulation of nitrogen utilization. The record is from RefSeq and is a predicted model, not a curated record. Lineage: Eukaryota; Viridiplantae; Streptophyta; Magnoliopsida; Brassicales; Brassicaceae. The transcript is spliced from 7 exons. The coding region runs from base 90 to 683 and encodes 197 amino acids. Gene Ontology annotation, molecular function: ATP binding; enzyme regulator activity.
UCCGCUUAUUUCCACGGUCGAAAAUCAGUUUGGUAAGGAGAAAAAACUCUUAUUAACAAGUCUGUAACAUUUUACUACUCUCAUCAAUCAUGGCGGCUUCAAUCGCGAAACCCAUCUCUGCAACCUCUCUCCGUUUCUACUCCGACCGAAAGAAAAACAUUUCCUUCUCAGAUUGCAUCUCGAUAUCUUCUGGAUGCCGACAUUCCCCACCGUCUUCCCUCGAUUUGGUCGCAAAACCACCACCGACCAAGGCUCGCGUUUCCCAUCUCGUUAGAGCCCAAAGCUCUUAUGAUUAUAUUCCAGACUCAAAGUUUUACAAGGUGGAAGCAAUUGUCAGGCCAUGGAGAAUCCAGCAUGUUUCAUCGGCUUUACUGAAAAUUGGGAUUCGAGGUGUGACGGUUUCUGAUGUCCGAGGGUUUGGUGCACAAGGUGGAUCCAAAGAGAGACAUGGUGGGUCUGAGUUCUCUGAAGACAAGUUCGUUGCUAAAGUUAAGAUGGAGAUCGUUGUUAAGAAAGAACAAGUGGAGUCUGUAAUCAACACCAUAAUCGAUGGAGCAAGAACAGGAGAGAUCGGAGAUGGCAAAAUAUUCGUUUUGCCUGUGUCAGAUGUCAUAAGGGUUCGGACAGGUGAGCGUGGAGAACAAGCAGAGAAGAUGACUGGUGACAUGCUUUCGUCAUCUUAGGCACAAACAAGAGCUUAAGAAUGGCGUAAUAAUAAAAUGAACGGAUGUGUUUAGUUUUCUGUUUUGUUGCUGAGUUGAUCAAGAUGUGUGUUUAAACUGUACAUGAAUGAUGCAGAAACAUCUGCCUUGGUUCUCAGACUGUUCCUAGUAAAAACAUGUAGUCCCUGUUUCAUGUCCUUGUCCGAUUAUGAAUCCACUAGUAUCUAUGUUGUCA